AUUUAGCCGCUGUCAGCGCGCGCGGCCCCGGGCAAGCUCCACUAACUUUGACCCGCACAGCUCGCAGCAAAGUGGGCUCCAAACAACAACAAAAAAAAGGGGGUCUAUUCUUCUCGGCGGAUGACAGCGAAAAGGACAAAAAGGGGGAAGUGAGGAAGAAGUUGUCAUUAUUUUCCCGGCACUAUUCAAUGAUUGUGUGGGUCUAAGCGGCUCUUCCGAGACAAGGUGAAUGUACAGCAUCAUGAUGGAGACCGACCUGCACUCCCCGGUGGGGCCGCAGGCCAACGCGUCCAACCCGGGGGGGAGCGGCAAAGUCCCCCAGGAGCGGAUCAAGAGACCCAUGAACGCCUUCAUGGUGUGGUCCCGGGGCCAGCGGCGGAAGAUGGCCCAGGAGAACCCGAAGAUGCACAACUCGGAGAUCAGCAAGCGGCUGGGGGCGGAGUGGAAGGUGAUGACCGAGGCGGAGAAGCGACCCUUCAUCGACGAGGCCAAGCGGCUCCGGGCCAUGCACAUGAAGGAGCACCCGGACUACAAGUACCGCCCGCGGAGGAAGACCAAGACCCUGCUGAAGAAGGACAAGUACUCGCUGGCCGGUGGACUCUUGGGCCACGCGGCGGGUGUGGGGAUGGGCGGCGGGCAGCGGCUGGAGAGUCCCGGCGGCGGCGGCGGGCACCUGGGCUAUGCCGCGCACGUCAACGGCUGGCCGAGCAGCGCCUACCCGGGCCAGGUGGCGGCUGCGGCGGCCGCGGCCCACGCCAUGAUGCAGGAGGCGGCGUACACGCAGCAGCACCCGGGCACCGGGACUCACCCGCACCACCACAACCCGCACAGGUACGACAUGAGCGCCUUGUGUUACAGCCCCAUCUCGAACUCCCAGAGCUACAUGAGCGCCUCACCGCCGGGCUACGGGGGCAUCACCGGCUACACGCACCAGCACCAGGGCGCCGGCGUGUCUCCCGUGUCGGGGGCGCACGGAGGUACCCUGGGCCCGCUGGUGAAGUCCGAGCCGAGCGCCAGCCCCCCGGUGUCCGCGGCGCGUCCCACCUGCCCCUCGGGGGACCUCCGGGACAUGAUCAGCAUGUACUUGCCCACGGGCGAGGUGGCGGGAGACUCCUCCGUGCACGGCCGCCUGCACGUCUUGCACCCGCAGCACUACCAGGGCAGCAGCACGGCGGUGAACGGGACGGUUCCUUUGACGCACAUAUAAUGAUCAUCAUCAGCAAAAAAAAAAGCACUAAACCGCAACCAAAUACUUUUGGGCCGCUGCUGCGCUCAUGUAAAUGAAGGCUUUUAGAGCCCUAAAAAUGCAAUCACCUGAACAAACUUUAUUUUUCUCCUUCACGCGGAUUUCUUUCAACUCGCUCCAAGUUUUCACACCAUUUAAAUGAUAAUCCUGCAAGUUUGUGUGGAAUUGAAGGCGUGGAAAAUGUGUUUUUUUUAAACAACUUUGCUGCAGGCAGACAAUUUCAACUGAUUCCCAAUUUUAAUCCAAUUGUAAAAACAGUCGGUCGGUGUGAUUUUUUUGAUUUUUUUUUGUUUUGUUUUGUUUUUGUUGUAAGUCUUGUAAAUUGUGAAUAAACAUUGCCACUGGAACGCUUUAUGCAAUUGUACAAAUGCAUUAUUAGUGUCACCCCCCUUAUUAUUUAUUUUUGCCAUUUAAUUUAAAGUGAUCUGAAAAAUGACAGCAAACAAAACCUGUAUCAAUUUGCUUCUUUCAUCAUUGUUGUAUGCUUCAGCUCAUUAUUUCUCAUGUCUAUGCUGUAAACAUUUUCCUGGUAAAUUCACAGUAAAAUACUGGCUAAUAACUGCAUUAUAUUUACAGUCAUUUCCUGUGAAGUUAAAUGCUGUGGAAAAUAUAUUGUAAUGUCUACAGUCAUUUGUUGUAAGGUUACAGUACAUUUUGAUUCCAGUAUUUUACUGUGAAAUAAUAAUACUGGUAAAUGCUUUGAAAUCCUGUAAAAAAAAAAAAAAAAAAUUACAGUGCAGUUUGAUUAUGAAUUGUUUUUUUUAAUGAGUGCACUCUAUUUUAAGAUUGUUUUUAAUAUAUGUGCAAGGAUUCCAUGAUCAUAAUUGUGAGACGAAAAAAAAAGAAAAUCAUUGAUCACAUAUUCUUUUCCAUUAUUGUUGAUUCAAUAUACAAACAGGACUACUUUAUCUAAUUCAUUAUUUGGUGUUUGAAAUCCCAUUGUAAUAUUUUUUUUCUGUGUUAUGCAGAAUAACAUGUUCAAGGUUAAACUGCAUUCCCAU
Molecule: messenger RNA, 2247 nt
Organism: Nerophis lumbriciformis (worm pipefish)
Lineage: Eukaryota; Metazoa; Chordata; Actinopteri; Syngnathiformes; Syngnathidae
Gene: sox1b
Product: SRY-box transcription factor 1b
Biological process (GO): neuron differentiation; positive regulation of transcription by RNA polymerase II; negative regulation of transcription by RNA polymerase II
Cellular component (GO): nucleus
Molecular function (GO): DNA-binding transcription activator activity, RNA polymerase II-specific; RNA polymerase II cis-regulatory region sequence-specific DNA binding
Source: RefSeq, a predicted model, not a curated record